AUGGCUUCUCACGCGCAGAAUCUCGCGGCUCUGUGGGAGAUGGCCAUCGGCCAUGCGACUUCUUUCGGGAUCAAGGCCGCGGUUCUUCUUAGAAUUCCAGACAUUCUCUCCGAUUCUUUGGAGAAAUCUAUGAGCUUGGAAGAAAUCGCGGCCCGGCUCCAAGGCACAAACAUCCAACUAGCCCCUCUUCGUCGUCUCCUCGACUACUUGGUGGUGAAGAAAGUUCUUCUAAAGAUUCAAUCUCUGGAAGUUCCAGGCGAAUUCAAGUAUGGAAGCACCGAGCUCUGCGAGAUGCUCACUGAAUCGAAGUUUGCUCGGCUGCUCAUGCUGCAAGACGAGGUCGUAACUUCAGGGUGGCAUCACAUACACGAAUUCAUACUUCACGGUGGCGAGGUCCCCUUCCAGAGAGCCCAAGGGAUGUUUAUCUGGGAUUACAUGGAGAAAAAUCCAGAGUUUCUGGGGCUUUUUAGCCAGGGAAUGGUAGCCAUCUCCAAUGUUACCAUGGACUCGGUUCUACAAACUUAUCAUGGUUUUGAUGAGAUUAGAGGAGUUUUAGUGGAUGUGGGAGGAGGUUUUGGAGCUGAUAUUGGCAGGGUUGUGGAAAAGUAUCCCCACAUUGCUGGUGUGAAUUAUGAGCUUCCUCAUGUUGCCCACGCUGCUCCAGCCAUUCCAGGUGUGAGGCAUGUUCGUGGUGACAUGAUGGAAAACAUUCCACCAGCUGAUGCAAUUCUCCUCAAAACUAUACUACAUGACUUUGACGAUGACGAAGUGAUUCUUGUUCUCCAAAACUGCUACAAGGCACUUCCCCAUGGAGGAAAGCUGAUAAUUGUUGAUAUUGACAUGGAUCCAGCAGAAAGAGGACCAUUCGAAUCACUCAAAUUUGCAUUCGACUUGGUCCUCUUGGCCCUCACCAAAGGAGGCAAAGAGAGAACAAGCGUGCAGUUCACAGAGCUCCUCACUCAAGCACAGUUUAACAACAUUAAAACUAUAGGUGAUGUGAACUGUCUCUGCUCUAUAGUGGAGGCUCAUAAGCUCGAGACUUAA
This is a messenger RNA of Selaginella moellendorffii, 1044 nucleotides long. Its product is annotated as desmethylxanthohumol 6'-O-methyltransferase. Gene Ontology annotation, biological process: methylation. NCBI's taxonomy places the organism in Eukaryota, Viridiplantae, Streptophyta, Lycopodiopsida, Selaginellales, Selaginellaceae. The record is from RefSeq and is a predicted model, not a curated record. The coding region runs from base 1 to 1044 and encodes 347 amino acids. The transcript is spliced from 3 exons. Gene Ontology annotation, molecular function: S-adenosylmethionine-dependent methyltransferase activity; O-methyltransferase activity.